AUGGGGUUGCUCAAGAUUUUACUCUUUCUGCUGGCAUCCACAUCAACGGGUUCAAUAAGAAGAGAAAGUAGAUCAACAAACACAACUUUUCCCCUCCUUCUUUUCUGCCCGAAAAGUUGUGGGAAUAUCAGCUUCGAGUAUCCUUUCGGCAUCGGCGAUGGCUGUUUCCGGACAGGCUUUAAUCUUACCUGCAGAAACCAUUCCAGCAGCGCUCCCAGGCUUUUCCUGGGUGAUGGCACCAUCGAGGUAACGAGAAUUUAUGUGAACCAGGGGUUCAUAUAUAUUAAAUCACCAACUGUCGGCGAUGAGUUUAACCGCACCUCACUAAUUGAUCUGAAGAAUUGGCCUUACUCUUUUGACUUGAUGGAACAGACGGCACCUCAUUCUUCUCAAGGAUUGACAUAUACCGAAGUUUACGUUAUAGGUUGUAGCGCCAUGGCCAAGCUAGUGGAUCUUACCACCAAUAAAACCAUUAGCACCUGUCUUAGUAUCUGCGCUGCCAAUGAUUCGAGUCUAAAUUCACUGUGGUCCGACAUUAACAAUAGAUAUUGCUCAUUGGAUCUAUCUUUUACGAAUGCAACUGCCUUAGAAAUUCAGCUAACUCGAAUCUAUCAAACCGAGUUACACUUGGUGAAUACCUCCAGCAUCAAGGUCAUUAUGUUCGAUGAUAUAGAUGAUGAUCUCGAAGGAGUAUUAAACGGAAGUAGAAGGAAUGUGGAGGUCACCUUGGCGUGGUACAUGAAUGAUCAUCUUUCAUGUGAAGAGGCCAAGAAUACAAAUACAUACGCUUGCGUCAGUCAAAAUAGUCUUUGCCAUGAUGCCAUUUCUCAUAAAUCUUUUACACCUGCUGCUGCUGCUGCAAACGGCUGUGUUACUAAAUGCGGGAGUAUUGACGUCUUGUUUCCAUUUGGGCUGGAGAAGGACUGUUAUAGGGACGACUCAUUUGCUCUGACAUGCAACACCACAUCCAAUCCUCCCACCCUCAUUUUAGAUUACCUUUACAUAGUGAAUAAUAUAUCGCUGGAGGAAGGCCAAUUGGAACUCGAGGAAAAAGGCAGUUUCAGCUACAUUGGCAAUAGCACCAGACCUUUCGUCUUUUUUAAUGGGCAGGUCAUCGUUAAUUGGGUGAUCGAGUUCCAGCCUUGCGAGGAUGCUAAGAAGAACAUGACCACCUUCGCAUGUGUCUACGCUCACAGCUCAUGUAUCGACACAACAAUUACUAACGACGAUGGCAAGUUUGUGGGAUACCGUUGCAAAUGCUCGCAAGGUUACCAAGGAAAUCCUUACGUGCCUAAUGGAUGCACAGGUGUCAUCAUUGGUGUCAGCAGCGGCAUAGGCCUAUUACUCUUAUGUUCGAGUCUCCUCAUCCUGAGAAGGAAAUGGAAAAAAAGAAAACAAAAGAAAACUAGAGAAAAAUACUUCCAUCAGAACCAUGGUUUACUGCUACAACAGUUAAUCUCGUCUAGUGAAGAUAUUAGUGAGAGAACAAAGAUAUUUUCUCUGGAAGAGAUGGAGAAGGCAACUAAUAAUUUUGAUGAGACUCGAGUGCUCGGCCGCGGCGGACAUGGAACGGUUUACAAAGGAAUUUUGUCAGAUCAACGUGUAGUCGCCGUCAAAAAAUCUAAAUAUGUGAAACAAAGUGAGAUAGACCAGUUCAUCAAUGAGGUUGCAGUUCUUUCUCAGAUUAAUCACAGGAAUAUUGUUAAGCUUUUCGGGUGUUGCUUGGAAACUGAAGUUCCCUUGUUGAUCUAUGAGUUUAUCUCGUAUGGGACUCUUUUAGAUCAUCUCCAUAUUCCAGAUGGUAACUCUAUAUUAUCAUGGGAUGAUCGCCUGAGGAUUGCUGUUGAGGCUGCCGGAGCGCUCGCUUAUUUACACUCGGCUGCUUCAAUUUCGAUAUUUCAUAGAGAUGUCAAAUCAUCAAAUGUUCUCUUAGAUGAUCAUUUAACUGCCAAAAUAUCAGAUUUUGGAUCCUCAAGACUUAUUCCACUCGACCAAACUCAUUUACUCACUGCUGUACAAGGCACCUUUGGAUACCUUGACCCGGAGUACUAUCAGACCAGUCAGUUGACAGAGAAAAGCGAUGUUUAUAGCUUCGGAGUCAUUCUUCUAGAACUUUUAACAGGUAAAAAGCCAAUUUUCUCCACCGAAUAUGAAGACAGACUGAAUCUAUCGAUGCAUUUUCUUCAAACGGUGAGAGCGAAUCGCCCCUUUGAUCUUAUAGAUGAUCUUGUUAUGAAAGAAGCGACCGAAGAAGAGCUCAUCGACAUGAUUGGAUUGGUAGAAAUAUGUUUAAGAUUGAAAGGGGCUAAACGUCCUACGAUGAAAGAGGUGGAAUAUAAAUUGCAGAACUUGAGAAGUCAGACUGAAAAAAAUAGGAUAUUGUUUGGUCAAAGAUGA
This is a messenger RNA of Musa acuminata AAA Group (dessert banana), 2397 nucleotides long. RefSeq names its product wall-associated receptor kinase 3-like. The transcript has 3 exons. NCBI's taxonomy places the organism in Eukaryota, Viridiplantae, Streptophyta, Magnoliopsida, Zingiberales, Musaceae. Gene Ontology annotation, biological process: protein phosphorylation; cell surface receptor signaling pathway. Gene Ontology annotation, cellular component: plasma membrane. Gene Ontology annotation, molecular function: protein serine/threonine kinase activity; ATP binding; polysaccharide binding. Bases 1 to 2397 code for a protein of 798 amino acids. The record is from RefSeq and is a predicted model, not a curated record.